CAUGGCUUUCAUGUCCACGGCAGCCGCACGCACCCGAACCCGCGUCGCCACCGCCGAUCACGAAGACGAGGAGGAAAUAAGGCAUGCCAAGAAGUCACAACACAGCCACAGCAGCAGCUGCACGACCUCUCCGCUCGACGCCGUGCCGGAAAUCAAGAGCUGCAGCCGGUAUCCGGCUCGCCGCCGCGUGCAGGCCCCGGCGCCGCUCGUCGUCUCCGAUCGCACGCUACGAGAGGCCGCCACGCUCGCGUACAUCAUCCGGGCGGCCCGCCAUGAUAAAAAUGAUACUAAUACUGAUAAGAAUAAUACUCAUAAGCUGCUCGUCUCCUCGGAGCGCCCGCACGUACGCCUCCGCGCCGACGCCCUGCGUCCACUCGCCGUGCCGCUUUCCCGCGACGGCCCGGAGCGCAAGAUCUCCGGGCCGGUCAUGGACGCGUCCGUCGAGCUCCUGCGCCGCCGCCUGCUGCAGGCCGCAGGAAACGAGCAGGGUACCAUCCUCAGGAACGGACGCCGCGUCCUCCUGCUGGGCGUCGAGGAGCAGGACUGGCUGCAGUACCUGGGCAGCAGCUCCCUACGCCCAUCGCCAACAACGCCGCCCGACCACCAGAACAUGACCUCGACGGCGAGGCAUUAUCUCGAGCACGACGUGGUCUUCUUCCUGGUGAACCACGAGGAGCACUUCUUCGUGGCGGCCCUCGACGUGGGCAAGGGUGAGUACCGGGUGCUGGACGCGGGGAACUACGCGGCGCGCGGCGACGACGACGCGCGGGCGUACUACGACCGGGCGCUGGCCAGGAUCCGCGACGGCGUGGCGCGGUGCAUGGAGGCGGCGGGGCGGCCGGCGCCAUGCCAGGACGGCGGGUGGGGGAUGGUGCGUGUGGAGGAGGGCCUGCCGGAGCAGACGGACGAGUCGUCGUGCGGGCUGUUCGCGCUGAAAUGGAUGGAGCUGUGGGACGGGGAGAAGCUGGAGCGCGGGUUUGAUAUGGACGAGGUGCACGCGCUCCGGGCGAGCUUGGCCGAGGAGCUCGUCUUCUCCGAGAUGAAUGAGAUGCGUGGCGUCAAAGAGGAGAUCGAGUGGAUGAUGAUGUAGACAGUACUGGAUGUAGAUGCAAUUGUAGCGAUUAUGUCGAUAGAUGCGUAUCACGCACUAACACGCCUGGGCAGGAUUCCAUAUUUACAGAGAAGAGAGCUCAGAGAUUGUAACUUCGUAUGUGGUAUAUUGUCUCAAUUGAAAAUUAAGAAAAUUCCGAGAUAAACAGAGUAUUCUUUUUCA
Molecule: messenger RNA, 1273 nt
Organism: Brachypodium distachyon (stiff brome)
Lineage: Eukaryota; Viridiplantae; Streptophyta; Magnoliopsida; Poales; Poaceae
Exons: 1
Coding region: 2-1090 (362 amino acids)
Biological process (GO): proteolysis
Molecular function (GO): cysteine-type peptidase activity
Source: RefSeq, a predicted model, not a curated record